Molecule: messenger RNA, 2204 nt
Organism: Hippopotamus amphibius kiboko
Lineage: Eukaryota; Metazoa; Chordata; Mammalia; Artiodactyla; Hippopotamidae
Gene: EVI2B
Product: ecotropic viral integration site 2B
Exons: 3
Coding region: 161-1528 (455 amino acids)
Biological process (GO): positive regulation of neutrophil differentiation; regulation of stem cell division
Source: RefSeq, a predicted model, not a curated record
CUUUGCUUUCUUAGCCAGAUGACCAAAAUGUUCAGUUAGAACAAGAAUUUAGCAUUCUGCAAAAGAAGUUAACAGCCAAGACCUUUCAAGAUUCGGUUCAAGUUUUACUUUCUGAGAAACCUUCGCUGAAGCCCUCCCACACUAGAGGAAACAUUCUGAAAUGGAUCCCAAAUAUUUCAUCUUAAUUUUGUUUUGUGGACAUCUGAACGAUGCUUUUUGCUCAGUGACAGAAGCAACUACAACAGAGAAGCAACCACAGUCUACUUUAUUUAGAUCAUCAAUGCCAUAUGUCUCGGCUAAUUCUCAAAGCACAACAGAGAAUCCUUUGGGUCAACCAACAGAAUUCAACAACCUUUCUUCUGGACAACCAAUAACAACUGCCAAGGUUGCUACUGGACAACCAACAGCAGCUGCCUAUGCCUCUUCUGGGAAACCAGUAGCACAUACUCCUGCUGGACAACCACUUGCCUAUAAUGUCACCAGAAAACCAAUACCAAUGGCCAACACCUCCUCCCAGGGAACAGCACUACCUGCGUUCACCUCAGCCGGACAGCUAUCACCAUCCGCCCAUUCUACCAGACAAGCACCGCCAUCUGUCUACACUCCCACUCAACAACCAUCAUCUAUCCACACCUCUUCUAGAAAAUUAAUAUCACCAACUGUUCAUAAUCUAUCCAUAGAACCAACACCAACUGUCAAAAGUUCACCUAGGGCUACACCAGGAUUCAUCCUAGAACCUAUCAGUGAAAACAGCCCACAGGCUACCAAUGCUAAUUCAAUAGCGGCCACGUUAAUUGGUGUGAUUCUGACUUCUAUGUUGGUAAUUAUAUUCCUGAUUGUACUAUGGAAAUGCUUGCGAAAACCAGUGUUAAAUGAUCAAAAUUGGGCAGGCAGGUCUCCAUUUGCUGAUGGUGAAACGCCUGACGUGUGUCUGGAUAACAUUAGAGAAAACGAAGUAUUCACAAAACGUACAUCAAUUAUUUCAAUUAUGGCCUGGAAACCAAGCAAAAGCACACUUUUAGCAGAUGACUUAGAAGUUAAGUUGUUUGAAUCAAACGAAAACAUUGAAGAGUCUAACAAUCCCAAAACAGAGAAAAUAAAAGAUCAAGCAAAUGGUACAUCAGAAGAUAGUGCUGAUGGAUCAACAGUCGGCACUGCUGUUUCCUCUUCAGAUGAUGCAGAUCUGCCUCCACCGCCUCCUCCCCUUCUUGAUUUGGAAGGAAAGGAGAGCAACCAAUCUGACAACCCCCCAGUGACAACUGUAUCUCCUCCUCCAAAUGAUUCCACCAAUCUCCCAUCAUCUCUGGACUGUCUCAAUCAAGUCUGUGAAGAUCAUAAUUCUGAGCUCAAACAGUCAUUUCCACCUCCCCCUGACUCACUUAACUUGACCCUGCCACCAGAAGAUUUAAUGAAAAACCAGGAGGAUGCCAACAACGAGAUCCAGUGUCAGGAGUCCCCUGUUCCUCCUGAUUCUGACCAAGAUCUCAAUGAAUCCCUGCCACCCCCACCUGCAGAACUUGCUUUGUAGCUGAUUUUGUAUCUUCUUAAAGGACUCCAAUCUUGUUUUUCUUCAUGUGAUGAAAUACAUUAAAUGGCAACUGGUAGCCAAUUUUGAUUUUUAUUCAGGAACUACCUGAAAUCUGCUCAAAGCCUAUGUGCACAAGAGGAAUUAAAAAAAAAAAACUAACAGUGGUCUAUUUACCAGCUAUAGAACCUAACUUUAAUGUAUAGUACACUUUACUUAUGUGGAUGGUAUGUAUAUCAAUAAUUGAAUCAUUUUAGAAACAAGCAAUCUACAUAUACUUAUUAUUACCCAAUGGACAUUUUUCUCCUGAAAAGCUGUAUAUAAAGUUACCCUGAAUAAAUAAAAUUUUAUUUUUCUGUUUCAAAGUUUGAGGGGGUGUAUGUGAGAGAAUUUAAAUAUAUACUCCAAGUUUUAAACAAAAGUAUAAGUUUUAAAUUAAUACCUCAGGUAUUAAAUAACUAUUCCAAGUUUGUGGGGAUGAGAGAUUAAAACAUAUGUCUGAGAGUAAAUUUCCUUUUAGCUCUCAUUGGAAACUGUAAUACAGACAUAUUAAAGCAUCAAAUUGGGGGGUUGAGUUGGGGACAUUUACUCUGAAAAAAAUAAGAGCAUGCACCAUAAAACGUAGACAUUUUCCUAUCUUGUUGGCAGGGCACAAAUUUUAAAACUAGUCUCUUUAAAA